AGUUCAUCAAUAAUACAAUGCAGUUGAGUUCUCGCUAGCUUCAACGAUGGUUGCACUUAAGUUUUCACUGUUGCUGUUAAUUUUAGCUUUCGUAAAGUUUAAACCAACACAGGGAGCCCACUCCUGCGGCAUCGUGGACCGCCUCGCCGGUUACGUAAUCAACGCCGAAGAGACGGAAAAUGUGUGGCCGUGGCAUGUGGCCAUCUACAACAGCAGCAACGCGUACAUCGCCGGCGGAACCAUCGUCAGCGAUCGGUUCGUCCUGACGGCGGCCCACGUGACGUUCCACAACCAGAACCUGCCGCUGCGUCCGUACGAGCUGCACGUCGUGAUGGGCAUCAAGAAUCUGUCCAGUCCGCAGAACUACACGCGGUAUGGGAACGUUUCGCGGAUUAUCCGGUAUCCGGAGUACAACAGGGACACGAUGCUGAACGAUCUGGCGCUGUUGCAGCUGUUGGAGAGGAUCGAGUUCAGUAUGCACAUUGGUCCGAUCUGCUUGUGGCCCGUUGGGGGACCAAGUUUGGAGAAGCUGGCAGAGGAGCAACGAGGAACCGUUGUGGGUUGGGGUUAUACGGAGAACAGCACGAUUUCGCAGGUUCUUCGGGAAGCUGGGAUGAGCAUUAUUGAUUUCCCGACUUGCGCGGAGAACACCAAGUCUUUUCAGCCGUUGCUGACCAAGGGUCGGAACUACUGUGCCGGAACGCGAGGGGAGGCUACCGUUUGCCGGGGGGACAGUGGAGGAGGGAUGUACUUCAUGGUGGGCUUCAAGUGGUACAUCCGAGGUAUCGUGAACCAGGGAACACCCACGCAGGACACGCGCUAUCCGUGUGAUCCGCGCAAGGAGGUCAUUUUCAUGGACGUUCCCUUCUACCAGAAGUGGGUCGAACGACAUGCUCUGCCCAAGCAGCACAACCGACUGGGUUUGAGUGAGUGCGGUAUGGGAAAGUACGAGGGGGAUGUGGAGCGGGAUGUUGUCAAGAGUCCGUGGAUCGCUCACUUGUUCUAUCGGUUUUGGGAUCGGUUCAACGUUAGCGAUUGCCAUGGACUGUUGGUUCACCCGGAGUUUGUUGUUACGCUGGCGAGGUGUAUUAUCGAUCAACCGCAGCGAAAGUUAUUAUACGUGGUUCUCGGUGAGGAAACAAUCGGACCCGAUCCGUACGAGGAAAACCUGGACUACGCGUUGUACGCUGAGAUCACGGAAAAAAUCGUCCACGAACAGUUUAAGGAGGAAGACUUUGGGUAUGACGUUGGACUCGUACAUCUGAAGACGCGCGUCGAUUUCAGCAAAGAACACAUUAAGCCCAUCUGCCUGCCCUCGGCACGGGAGCCCGUUCCGUACUACGAGCAGUUGGCCUGGUAUCGCCGGGAGGAUCAUCCGAAGCCGCUCACCUUCUCGCACCUGCAGGAAAUUCGACUCGAGUCGUGCAUUGCGCGGUACAAACGGAAUGGAAUCUCCGCCAGUUUUGACCAGCUGAUGUGUCUCCAGGAUUGUCUGUUUUCGAGUGAUGUGCUCGCCAACGGGACGUACACCUGCCACGUGAUGCUGGAGAAGGUUUACUGUGACAUUCCGCUGUCCGGGGGACCGGUGUACUAUACCAAGCACGAUGGACACGACACGUACACGUAUCUGGCCGGAAUGCGGGCCUUCGGGACGGCCAACUGUACGGACCGGCUGAACGACGUGUACUCGGAUAUGUUCGAGAUGGGAGCGUGGAUCGAGCGGAAGAUCGAGGAGAACUCACUGUUCAUUGAGCAGUUGCGAUCAACCUCCCAGUUCUGUUCAAUGAAAAGCUUAAUCCCUAUCAGUCGGGGAUUCCCCACCGUCAUAUCAGCGCUGAGCGCGACCUGUCUGCUGUUGACCUGCUGUGGCUUCCCAGUCCAAGGAGCAGGAGUGGAGUGUGGAGAGCGGAAGCUAACCCACAUGGGAUACAUCGCCCAUGGAUACGAAGCCGUGGAGGGAAUGUGGCCAUGGCACGCCGGAAUCUUCAUGAAUGUCCGGAACGGUCCUCAGCAGUACAUCUGCGGUGGCUCGAUCAUCAGCGAGUACUUUGUGAUCACUGCUGCCCAUUGCACCGUUCCCAAUCGGAACAUCCUGGCGGCGAAUAUGGUCUCGGUUCAUCUCGGGCUGCACAACCGAACAGGUCCAAGCGAGCACUCGAAAAUGUACGACGUAGUGGAGAUCAUACGACAUGAGGCCUUCAACAUGAACAACCUAAGGAACGAUGUUGCAUUGCUCCGAAUGGCGGACGACAUCGAGUACUCGGACUACAUCCAACCGGUCUGCUUGUGGCCAGAAGAAAAGAAGAGCUUAAAUUCGAUCCUGAACAGUCGUGGAUACGUUGUUGGGUGGGGACGAGGAGAUACACACAAUUAUGCAGAACUUCUGCAAGAAGCCACACUUGCAGCAGUAGAAUAUGAAACUUGUCUGAAGAGCCACCCGACACACUUCCAAAAGCUGCUUUCCGACGACAAAAGCAGCUACUGUGCAGGAAAUCAGAACCAAACGAACGUUUGCAGUGGAGAUAGCGGCGGUGGCAUGUACUACAAUAUUGGCAGUUCGUGGUACAUCCGAGGAUUGGUCAGUACAGGUGUACUACCUGUAGGUGACUCAGCAGCUUGCAAUGCCAAAGAGUACGUCAUCUUCUCCGAUAUCCCGUACUAUCUGGGGUGGAUCACAAAGCAUCAGGAAAAUGUGAAGAAACGAAACCUGUUGAAUUUAGGAAGCUGUGGUUUAGAUACCUACAACGCUAGCUACCCAGAACAGGACAAGUCACGGUUUCUGCAGUAUCCAUGGGUAGCAAUGCUUGAGUUUAAGGUUAGAGGAUCCACUUCGAAUCUGACCAUGUGUAACGGAGCGCUCAUCCAUCCAAGGUUUGUCGUGACUGUGGGACACUGCGUGGACGAUUCAGCUUCCAAAUAUAAACUAACUUCCGUCCGCCUCGGUGAGUACAACUUCAAAACCAACCCCGACAAGGAGAAAGACGCCAAAGGCGUGGAACAGUCCACCUUUAUCCAGGUCAUCGACAUCGAAAAAGUGAUCCAGCAUCCGAUGUUCAACCAGCCACGCUACGACAACAACAUCGCCCUCCUAAAGCUCAAAACCCCAGCCGACACGGGCCGUCCCAACGUUCGACCCGUCUGUCUACCCACCCUGGAGGACUUCAACGAGAUGUACACGAUCGCCGGCUGGAAGCGGGUUGGCAAGCAGAACCACAUCAUUCGACGGGACGUUGUGGCGCUGGAGGAUUACGGCACGUGCCAGAGCAUCUACAGCAAGAUGAAGAUCAAGUUGAGUGGGGAGGGCAGCCACAUUUGUGGAACGUACCACCACAAGGAGCAGAUGGAUUGCUUCCACUACAUGGCCGGAGCACCGUUGCAGUACGUGAAGAAUGCUGACCGGAAGAAUCAGUACUUUUUGAAGGGGGUGUUUGCGUACGGAUUUCCCGGGUGUCAGCUGAACUACACCGAUGUGUUUAUGAGUGUUAACAAGUACGCUUCGUGGAUUAAAAUGGUGGUUGAGGAGGAGGAGGGUCCCUUGUGAUGUGUGGAUCAAUAUAAUCAAUUUUCAAAUUUUGAUAAAAUAUGACUAUAGAUUAAAUUGUAA
Culex quinquefasciatus (southern house mosquito) is the source of this 3604-nucleotide messenger RNA. RefSeq lists its product as uncharacterized. The coding region runs from base 47 to 3541 and encodes 1164 amino acids. The transcript is spliced from 7 exons. The record is from RefSeq and is a predicted model, not a curated record. Gene Ontology annotation, molecular function: serine-type endopeptidase activity. Lineage: Eukaryota; Metazoa; Arthropoda; Insecta; Diptera; Culicidae. Gene Ontology annotation, biological process: proteolysis.